This is a messenger RNA of Striga asiatica, 432 nucleotides long. Lineage: Eukaryota; Viridiplantae; Streptophyta; Magnoliopsida; Lamiales; Orobanchaceae. The record is from the annotation of a GenBank genome assembly.
AUGGCUCCUUUGACCAGGCCUCCGAUAUCCUCAACCCGACCACAGGGGUCACCUGCUGCUUCUCCACCCCCUCCGACCAAGGUGCAACAUCAAAGGAAGAGGCCGAGCUCGUCGUCUAGUGGCACGGCCUCUAAGCAAGCCCGCUUUGAGCCGAGCAACUACAAAUUUUCAAGUAAAAUGGAUGCAGAAAAUUCAAAAGGCCACCGCAUGAGUGUGCAAAAUUUCCACUAUCCGAACACCGUCGCGUGUGUAAGGAGGUUCAGUCGUGUUCUGCCGACCGAGCAAAUCGAUGUUUGUGCUCAUCUGCCUAACGGCGUCGCUACUGAUACUGCCGCUAGUGCUGCCGCCACUACCUCCACCACCUUUUAUGUUGCUUUUGCUGCCCAUUUGUAUAUUGGCAAUGCUGAUGAUGUUGGCUUUGAGGCCGGCUAA